AUGCCUGUUCCCAUGCAUGAUUUUUCAAUGUCGAGGUGUUGUUCCCGAUUCUUAUUUCUCAUCCUUCGUUUCUUUUUCCCUACAUUAUCCUUUCAUGUGUUUCUUUUUUCUAGAUCCUUCGUUUCUUUUUCCCUACAUUAUCCUUUCAUGUGUUUCUUUUUUCUAGAUCCUUCGUUUCUUUUUCCUUACAUUCUCCUUUCAUGUGUUUCUUUUUCAAGAUGCUUAGUUUCUUUCUUCUUCCAUUCUCCUUUCAUAUCAUUAGUUUCUUUCUUUUUCCAUUCUCUCCUUUCAUGUUUUCUUUUUUCUAGAUCCUUCGUUUCUUUUUCCCUACAUUCUCCUUUCAUGUGUUUCUUUUUCAAGAUGCUUAGUUUCUUUCUUCUUCCAUUCUCCUUUCAUGUGUUUCUAUCCUUAGUUUCUUUCUUCUUCCAUUCUCCUUUCAUGUGUUUCUUUUUCAAGAUGCUUAGUUUCUUUCUUCUUCCAUUCUCCUUUCAUGUAUGCUUAGUUUCUUUCUUCUUCCAUUCUCCUUUCAUGUGUUUCUUUUUCAAGAUGCUUAGUUUUUUUUCUUCUUCCAUUCUCCUUUUCAUGUGUUUCUUUUUCAAGAUGCUUAGUUUCUUUCUUCUUCCAUUCUCCUUUUCAUGUGUUUCUUUUUUUCAGAUGCUUAGUUUUUUUCUUCUUCCAUUCUUCUUUCAUGUGUUUUCUUUUUUCAAGAUGCUUAGUUUUCUUUUCUUCCAUUCUCCUUUCAUGUGUUUCUUUUUCAAGAUGCUUAGUUUCUUUCUUCUUCCAUUCUCCUUUCAUUUUCUUUCUUCUUCCAUUCUCCUUUCAUGUGUUUCUUUUUCAAGAUGCUUAGUUUCUUUCUUCUUCCAUUCUCCUUUCAUGUGUUUCUUUUUCAAGAUGCUUAGUUUCUUUCUUCUUCCAUUCUCCUUUCAUGUAUCCUUAGUUUCUUUCUUCUUCCAUUCUCCUUUCAUGUGUUUCUUUUUCAAGAUGCUUAGUUUCUUUCUUCUUCCAUUCUCCUUUUCAUGUGUUUUUCUUUUUCAAGAUGCUUAUUUCUUUCUUCUUCCAUUCUCCUUUCAUGUGUUUUUCUUUUUCAAGAUGCUUAGUUUCUUUUCUUUCUUCCAUCUCCUUUCAUGUGUUUUUUUCAAGAUGCUUAGUUUCUUUCUUCUUCCAUUCUCCUUUCAUGUGUUUCUUUUUUUCAGAUGCUUAGUUUCUUUUAUUCUUCCAUUCUCCUUUCAUGUAUCCUUAGUUUCUUUCUUUCCUUCCAUUCUCCUUUCAUGUGUUUCUUUUUCUAGAUCCUUAGUUUCUUUCUUCUUCCAUUCUCCUUUCAUAUCCUUAGUUUCUUUCUUCUUCCAUUCUCCGUUCAUGUGUUUGUUUUUCAAGAUGCUUAGUUUCUUUCUUCUUCCAUUCUCCUUUCAUCCUUUUGUUUCAUUUUCCCUAUAUUAUCCUUUCAUUUGUUUCUUUUUUCUAAAUCUUUCGUUUCGUUUUCCUACAUUAUCCUUUCCUCUAUUACUUUUCCUAUAUCUACCGUUUCUGUUUCUUUUCUUCAUCUGGAUGUCAUUUCACCUUUCUUAUUUCUUUUUAUUGUCUUUUUUUAUACCUUUUCUUUCAUUGCUUUUUCUCUUCCUUUUUUUCUUUCUUUCCUCUUGCAUCCAAUUCUCUCUUGCUCCUUUUUCUUUUCUUUUUUCUUCUGUUUUAAUUUCUCUCUUUCUUUCGUUUUGUUUUUUUUUUCUUUCUUUUUUCCACCGCCUUUCAUUACAUCCCUCCUUUCGCUUUUUCUUUCACUUCUUUUAA
Molecule: messenger RNA, 1785 nt
Organism: Acanthosepion pharaonis
Lineage: Eukaryota; Metazoa; Mollusca; Cephalopoda; Sepiida; Sepiidae
Source: the annotation of a GenBank genome assembly